AGGGAGUCGUUUUAUUGAAUUGCAGGAGUACAGCACUGACAGGCUGGGAGUACGAGCAAGCGGACGAGGCGCCAGUCGACGGGCGAACAAGGCAACAGAACAUCCAGCAUGGUGGGAAGGAGACGUGGCUCCAGAGCCAACAGCGGACCACACCGGCCCCAACAGCAAUGCAGUGGGGGACCCCGCAAGACUCUGAGGGAGCCAGCAUUAUUUGCCAAGAAAACAGGAUAUGAGUCAGAAGUUCCUCAUGAAAAGAUGACCAUCGCCCAGGCCAAGAGAGGCACUCCAGUCCGGCCAGUGCGAGUCUAUGCCGAUGGGAUCUUUGACCUCUUCCACUCUGGACACGCGCGUGCUCUGAUGCAAGCGAAGAACUUGUUCCCCAACACACAUCUCAUAGUGGGAGUCUGCAGUGAUGAACUCACACACAAGUAUAAGGGCUACACGGUGAUGACAGAGUCGGAGCGCUACGAAGCCCUGAUACACUGUCGCUAUGUGGAUGAGGUGGUACGGGACGCUCCCUGGACCCUCAGCCCUGACUUCCUGAAAAAACAUAAGAUUGACUUCGUGGCCCAUGACGAUAUCCCAUACACCUCUGCAGGAUCAGAGGAUGUCUACAAACACAUCAAGGAAGCAGGGAUGUUUGUGGCCACACAGAGGACAGACGGCAUCUCUACAUCCGACCUCAUCACCAGGAUAGUGAGAGACUAUGACCUUUAUGUCCGACGCAACCUGCAGAGAGGCUACACAGCCAGAGACCUCAACGUUAGCUUCAUCAGGGAGAAGAAAAUCCGUCUGCAGAACCAGGUGGAUCGUAUGAAGGAGACGGUGAAGACAGUGGAGGAGAAGUCCAAGCACUUUGUGUUCAAGGUGGAGGAGAAGAGCCAUGACCUCAUCCAGAAGUGGGAGGAGAAGUCACGGGAGUUCAUUGGGAAUUUCCUGGAGUUGUUUGGUCCAGAUGGAGCGUGGCAUGUGAUUCAGGAGCAGAGUGGGCGCAUGCUCCAGGCCCUGUCACCCUACGCGUCACCCGUUGCCUCGCCCCGUGGCUCCCCCAGCAGCAGCCCCACCAGAGGGCGAUCCCCAUCGCCCCCCUCCUCUCCCACAUCCCCUUCCUCCCGAUCCCCUCGUUCUCCCCGUUCCCCUCAUUCCUCUCCCACCUCCCCUUCCUCUCGCAAGGGUGCCUUUGCCUAUCCCUUAACCUUCCUCGGGGAUGACGAAUAGAGAUGGCACUGUCAUUCUCAAACAAACACAGACGCAAACACUCAGUGCACAUGGUUACUUUGUGCACUUUGUGUAUGUAAGAUGUCGCCCACAGUUUACCAUAUUUGUGUUAUUUGAUUGUGUAUGUUAAGGUAACUGAAUGCACUGUGGUAUCUCAAUCAGUUUACUCACUCCAUUCUCACUUCUGAUUCCUGUACCACACAAAAACAUACAAAUAAUACCACUUUUUCACUGUCUCCAUUUUGCAUCAACCAGGCUUUAUUUUUCUUUAGAAAUACUUAGUGAAACGCUCAAAUUUGCAUUCAGUUGUCUAUGAUAUGCAGUAAAAACAAAACAUUUCGGACAUUUUCUUUUUAAUAUUAAAUACAAAACAAUCA
Molecule: messenger RNA, 1595 nt
Organism: Oncorhynchus keta (chum salmon)
Lineage: Eukaryota; Metazoa; Chordata; Actinopteri; Salmoniformes; Salmonidae
Product: choline-phosphate cytidylyltransferase B-like
Exons: 9
Coding region: 109-1218 (369 amino acids)
Biological process (GO): CDP-choline pathway
Molecular function (GO): choline-phosphate cytidylyltransferase activity; phosphatidylcholine binding
Source: RefSeq, a predicted model, not a curated record